This is a messenger RNA of Ricinus communis (castor bean), 2470 nucleotides long. RefSeq names its product putative receptor-like protein kinase At3g47110. Gene Ontology annotation, molecular function: ATP binding; protein kinase activity; protein binding. NCBI's taxonomy places the organism in Eukaryota, Viridiplantae, Streptophyta, Magnoliopsida, Malpighiales, Euphorbiaceae. The record is from RefSeq and is a predicted model, not a curated record. The transcript has 2 exons. Gene Ontology annotation, biological process: protein phosphorylation. The coding region runs from base 339 to 2243 and encodes 634 amino acids.
AGUUUUAACCGACUGCAUGGCACCAUUCCCUCUGAUAUAGGCCUGACCUUCAACUCUCAUUCAACAGGUUUACUGGAGCUAUACCAAGUUCAUUGUCAAAUGCUUCUGCACUUGAACAAUUAGCUCUUUAUUCCAACGGUUUUUCUGGUUUAUUCCCGAAAGACCUUGGACUGUUGCCUCAUCUUCAAUAUGUAGACAUUUCUGAGAAUCAGCUGAUAGAUGACUUAAAUUUCAUUGAUUCUCUAACAAAUUGCUCCCGCUUAGAAGUCUUAGAUUUGGCAUCCAAUAUUUUCCAGGGGACCUUACCCAGUUCCAUAGCGAAUCUCUCCAGAGACUUGAUGUAUAUUGCUCUGUCAGAUAAUCAGUUACACAAUGCCAUUCCCUUGGGUGUUGAAAACCUCCUCAAUCUGAGAUUCUUCUUGUUUGACCGCAAUUAUCUAUCUGGUCCAAUAGUUGUUGAUUUCAAGAACUUCUCACGGUUGGAAAUGCUGGAUUUGCAGGGGAACAACUUCACAGGAACUAUUCCAAUUUCAAUUAGUAAUUUAUCUAUGCUGAGUAAUCUCUACCUGGGGUUCAACAACCUAUACGGGAGCAUACCCUCAAGUCUUGGCAGUUGUCAUAACUUGAUCGAGUUGGACCUCUCUUAUAAUAGACUCACUGGUUCAAUACCUGGACAGGUUAUUGGCCUUUCCUCCCUUUCAAUUCUUCUCAACUUAGGUUUUAAUGGUCUUACUGGUCCUAUUCCAUCAGAAGUUGGUUCACUGCAAAAGCUAGCAGAACUGGAUUUAUCUAACAAUAGAUUAUCUGGCAUGAUUCCAGACACUAUUGGCAAGUGCUUGAGUUUGGAACAGCUUCACCUAGAGGGGAAUUCAUUUUCUGGAGAGAUACCUCAGGUAUUAACUGCUUUACAGGGCUUACAAUUUUUGGAUCUUUCACGUAACAAUUUUAUAGGGCGAAUCCCAAAUUCAUUAGCUGCGCUUGAUGGGCUGAAGCAUUUGAAUCUCUCCUUUAAUCAGCUUCGAGGAGAAGUUCCAGAACGUGGAAUCUUUCUAAAUGCAAGUGCUGUUUCUUUGCUGGGAAAUAAUAGUUUCUGCGGAGGUAUUACUGAAUUGAAGCUUCCUUCUUGCCCCUUCACAAACUCCAAGAAGAAGAACCUUACGCUUGCACUCAAAGUAAUAAUCCCAGUGGUUGUUUUUGCAAUAUUUUUGGCUGGUUUUGUGUUUUUCUCUAUUUUCUGGCAUCAGAAAAGAAUGUCGAGAAAGAAGAAUAUUUCCACGCCAUCGUUUGAGCACAAAUUUCUGAGAAUAUCUUAUACUGAAUUAUUCAAAGCCACGGAUGGAUUCUCCAAAGCCAACAUAAUUGGUGUUGGUAGUUAUGGCUCUGUGUAUAGAGGUACUCUUGAGCAAGAAGGGAUUGAAGUAGCAGUGAAAGUAUUAAACAUGCAACAAAGAGGAGCUUCAAGUAGUUUCAUGUCAGAAUGUCAAGCUCUCAGAAGCAUUAGGCAUCGAAACCUGCUAAAGCUUCUUAGUGUAUGCUCCAGCAUCGACUAUGAAGAAAAUGAUUUCAAAGCUCUCAUAUACGAAUUCAUGGUCAAUGGGAGCUUGGAGAAAUGGUUGCAUGCAGGGGAAGGAACAGAACAAAGAGAGUUGGGAAACCCGAAACUAAUGCAGAGACUGAAUAUUGCCAUUGAUAUUGCUUCGGCAAUUGAGUAUCUUCAUAAUGGUAGCUCAUCAGCAAUUAUUCAUGGUGAUCUAAAGCCCAGUAAUGUUCUUUUGGAUGAUGAGAUGACUGCUCAUAUUGGGGAUUUUGGACUGGCUAAGGUCAUCUCUUCAAUGUCCAUUGAGACUCAACCACAUGGAAGUAGUUCCAUAGCAAUUAGAGGAUCUGUUGGCUAUGUUGCUCCAGAAUAUGGCAUGAGUGACUCAGUUUCAAUAGAAGGAGAUGUAUACAGCUAUGGGAUUUUGUUACUAGAGAUGUUUACAGGAAAGAAACCAACUGAUGAGUCUUUUAAAGAUGAUCUAAACCUUCAUACUUUUAUUGAGAGAUCUUUGCAUGACAAAGUGAUGGACAUUGUGGAUGUCAGAAUUGUCUCUGAAGAUGAUGCAGGGAGAUUUUCUAAGGACAGCAUCAUUUAUGCUCUAAGAAUUGGAGUUGCAUGUUCAAUUGAACAACCAGGAGAUAGAAUGAAGAUGAGAGAUGUGAUAAAGGAAUUGCAAAAAUGUCAAAGGCUCUUAUUAAAUUGAAAGGCAAAGGAAGGCCUAUUAGAUUGGAGGUCCAAGCAACUCUGACUUUUAGUGGCUCAGUUUUGGAUAUAUCUAAACUCCAGAAAUUAUUAAAGAGACCCAGUCUACCACAAUAUCCACUGAAUCAAUUACACGAUGAUAUGUGGAUUUUUUUAAACUCAAUAAAUAAAAGCCAUCUGCUUGUAAUGUGUAUCUCAAAUUAAUAAUAUCUGGCUUCUUACUUUGUA